AUGGCGAAGUACCUGCGGCAUUUCACUACUGUGGGGGACCAGCAUCAGCUCAAGUGGGAUGAAGAUGAGGAUCUGCACGUAGCCAGCGGAGACCUGAGUCCGGCCACAGGGCUGUUCUCCUCCGCACCGACCUUCAGGGACGCACUGAAGAGGCUCUACAGCUCCGAGCGCUUCCAGAUUGCAGUCGUGUGUCUGGUCAUCCUUGACGCGAUAUUUGUCCUGACUGAGCUUCUGUUUGAUCUGUCAAUUAUCGAGCUGGAACAUGACCACGUUGCUCCUGAGGUCUUUCACUACAUGAGCCUCGCCCUGCUGACCUUCUUUGUGGUGGAGCUGGUGGGGAAGCUGUUCGCCUACCGACUCGAGUUCUUCUACCACAAGUUUGAGGUGUUUGAUGGGGUGGUGGUGGUCGUGUCCUUUGUGCUGGACAUCGUCUACGUGUUCAGGGAAGACGCAUUUGAUGGCAUGGGGCUGCUCAUCCUGCUGCGGCUUUGGAGAGUAGCCAGAAUCAUCAAUGGGGUCCUGGUGUCGGUGAAAACUCGUGCAGAUCAGAGACUCCACAAACUGAAGGAGAGCUACGACCACCUGGUCCAGAGAGUCACUGAGCUUCAGGCGCGCACCGACAAACUGGAAAAAGAAAACCAGACACUUCAAGCACUGCUGAAAAAUAACAACAUAGAUUUCUAG
Molecule: messenger RNA, 684 nt
Organism: Knipowitschia caucasica
Lineage: Eukaryota; Metazoa; Chordata; Actinopteri; Gobiiformes; Gobiidae
Source: the annotation of a GenBank genome assembly